AUGGCUGACGCACCAAGAGGCGGAGCUGCGGCUCGUGGCGGUGGAUUCGGAUCCCGUGGUGACCGUGGAGGAGACCGAGGCCGUGGACGUGGAAGACGUGGACCUCGUCGCGGAGCAAACAAGAACGAGGAGAAGGAGUGGCAGCCUGUCACCAAGCUUGGUCGUCUCGUGAAGGAUGGCAAGAUCAAGUCAAUGGAGGAGAUCUACUUACAUUCCCUGCCAAUCAAGGAGUACCAAAUCGUUGAUUUCUUCUUGCCCAAGUUGAAGGACGAGGUUAUGAAGAUCAAGCCUGUCCAGAAGCAAACUCGUGCCGGUCAACGUACCCGAUUCAAGGCCAUCGUUGUCAUUGGUGACUCUGAGGGACACGUCGGACUUGGUAUCAAGACCUCCAAGGAAGUUGCAACUGCCAUCCGUGCUGCUAUCAUCAUCGCCAAGUUGAGCGUUCUGCCAAUCCGAAGAGGUUACUGGGGUACCAACUUGGGUCUUCCUCACUCCCUGCCAACCAAGGAGAGCGGCAAGUGUGGUUCCGUCUCUGUCAGACUUAUCCCUGCUCCCCGUGGUACUGGUCUCGUUGCCUCCCCAGCUGUCAAGCGUCUUCUCCAACUUGCUGGUGUUGACGAUGUCUACACAUCAUCUUCCGGCUCAACCAAGACCCUCGAGAACACUCUCAAGGCUACCUUCGUCGCUGUCGGCAACACAUACGGAUACCUGACCCCCAACUUGUGGAAGGAGACCAAGCUCGUCAGAAGUCCUCUGGAGGAAUUUGGUGAUGUUCUGCGUGCCGGAAAGCGAUACUAG
Molecule: messenger RNA, 798 nt
Organism: Amorphotheca resinae ATCC 22711
Lineage: Eukaryota; Fungi; Ascomycota; Leotiomycetes; Helotiales; Amorphothecaceae
Exons: 3
Coding region: 1-798 (265 amino acids)
Biological process (GO): translation
Cellular component (GO): cytosolic small ribosomal subunit; ribosome
Molecular function (GO): RNA binding; structural constituent of ribosome
Source: RefSeq, a predicted model, not a curated record